AUGAGUUCAAUCGCAAGAUCGAGGUCCGUCGUCUUCGACCAGGACGUAAAUCGACGCCGAAAAUCCUCUGUUGUCCUCGCCGAAACGCCUCAAGUCGAGAGACCCUCUCGCCGACACGCGCCCCGUGCAUCAUCCCAAUGCCUCGUCCACAAGUUGGUCGAAAAGACCUCCCUCGGCCAACAGCCCAAAGUCGAAUCCAAGCUCGAGCAGAUCAACGAAUUCGAGCCCAUCAAGCAAGGCUCCGGCUCGGGUUCGGCCACCAAUGGAGCUGAUUAUCUGAACGAGGAGGUCCGAGCUACGCAAUCACGACUCCUGACGAAGAAGCAGCUAAGCGAAAUGGCUAUGAGCGUGCGGGCGUUGGCCAAAAAGCUGGGGAAUCUCAAAGUCCGUCUUCGAAUCCGCACCAUUUUUCUCCUGACCAAGGCGCAUGAUCAGUCAUUGAUAGCAAAGACCCAAGAAGUAGCAAGGUGGUUGCUUUCGAAAGAUCGGGCUGUACCGUACAUUGUCUACGUGGAAGACACCAUGAAGAACAAUAAAGCAUUCGAUGCGAAUGGCUUGAUUGCCGAAGAUCCCUCUUACGGCGACAGACUAAAAUACUGGGACAACAAUCUGGCCAAGAGACACCCACAUUUAUUUGAUUUCGUGGUCACCCUCGGUGGCGAUGGAACGGUGCUUUACGCAAGUUGGCUGUUCCAAAGGGUCGUCCCGCCUGUUCUGUCCUUUGCCCUCGGCUCUUUGGGCUUCUUGACCAAAUUCGACUUCAACGACCACCAGCAUAUCCUGACACAAGCCCUGCGGGAUGGCGUGACUAUCAGCCUGAGAUUGCGGUUCGAAGGCACCAUAAUGAGAUCAUAUAAACGCGACGAUGACGCCGAGAAUCGUGACAUCGUCGAGGAGCUGAUUGGAGAGGAAGCCGAUGACCGAAAGACCCAUAAACCAGACCGAAGCUUCGAGAUUUUGAACGACGUGGUAGUCGACCGCGGGCCUAAUCCUACUAUGUCAACGAUAGAGCUUUUUGGAGACGAGGAGCAUCUUACCACUGUGCAGGCUGACGGGAUUUGUGUUGCGACCCCGACCGGCUCCACGGCUUACAAUCUGGCUGCCGGCGGAUCGUUGUGUCAUCCUGAAAACCCGGUCAUCCUUGUAACCGCCAUCUGCGCGCACACCCUUUCGUUCCGACCCAUUAUUCUUCCGGACACCAUUGUGCUGAGGCUUGGGGUGCCGUAUGAUGCGAGAUCCAAUUCUUGGGCGAGUUUUGAUGGACGUGAGAGAGUCGAACUUUUCCCUGGGGACUACGUGACCAUAUCAGCCUCGCGAUAUCCCUUUGCCAACGUGAUGCCCCCAGGUCGUCGCAGCGAAGACUGGGUCAACAGUAUCUCGAGAACUCUACAAUGGAACUCGAGACAGCGACAAAAGGCAUUCAACGAGUGGGAGGGACCGAAAGUGGAAGAAGGAGAGUUCCUGGACCAACCAAUCACAAAAGAGGGAGUGAUCGACGGUAAUGGUAAUGGCGAUGGCAAAUAUAAUGAAGAUUACUUCAAUAGCCAAGGACGCAACUCUGACCAGGUGAAGAGUGGAGGAUGA
This is a messenger RNA of Exophiala aquamarina CBS 119918, 1584 nucleotides long. RefSeq names its product serine/threonine protein kinase. The coding region runs from base 1 to 1584 and encodes 527 amino acids. Gene Ontology annotation, molecular function: NAD+ kinase activity. The transcript is spliced from 3 exons. NCBI's taxonomy places the organism in Eukaryota, Fungi, Ascomycota, Eurotiomycetes, Chaetothyriales, Herpotrichiellaceae. Gene Ontology annotation, biological process: NADP+ biosynthetic process; NAD+ metabolic process. The record is from RefSeq and is a predicted model, not a curated record.